GUUUGACUGGUCAGUUUGUAAGGCUAUGUCUACACUACAGCCAGCAGCGAUGCUCUGAGAUCGAUCCACCUGCAGUCAAUUUAGAGAGGCUAGUGAAGACCCACCCAAUCAACAGCAGAUCGCUCUCCAGGCGACCCCUGUACUCUGUCCCCAAGGAGAAGAGUAAGGUAAGUCGAUGGGAGAGUGUAGACCACAUGGUAGUGUAGACAUAACCUAACUCUGGUGUUUGUAAUUCUGAGGUUCUACUGUAAUUGCCAACAGUUAAGUUACCACAGUUGUUUCUAUGCAAGCAUAUUUUAUUCUUAAACUAAAAGUGCUACAGAGAAAACAUAUUCAAAUCAAUUAAAGAAUCUACACACAUGCUAAGAACCUUACUAGAGAUCACCUCCCAACCCCCAUUUCCACAAAGGCUCUGGCCAGUGUCAGUCCUUCCAACCUUUCCCUGAGUAUGAGGCUCUCCAUGGAUCAGGGGUCCUGCCUGUCUGCUGGAUCAGAAUGAAGGCCCAGGUGUAAACUGAGCCAUAGAGAGACUGUGGGAUGUCUAAGGUCAAAGAGUAAGUUAAUGGCAUGUGAAGGAGAACAAGGGUGGUAGAACCAGGAGGGUAGUAGGAGCUAGUGCCCCCACAAUAGAAAUACUGCCGAAGCUAAUUUAUGUUUCCAAUUCCACUUACCCAUCCCCUCUGACUCCACCCCACUCUCCCCAGCUCCAUUUACUGCCUCUCCAUUGGCUGAUUGGCUCUCAAUUCCAAACAAUCAGGUUAUGGCCAGCAUCCCUCCCCUCCAGCAAUGGGUUGGGGCAGGGCAUCUUUCCACUCUGCUAUUCAAGGUGCAUGGCUGCUGCUUCUGGUGGAGAACCCAAGAAUCCUAAAGCUUAUUCCCAUGCUCUAAACACUAGCUCACACACCCAAACUAUUGGUCUUUAUAUUUACUUUUUAAAAACAAUAUAAGUAGCUAAUGUUUCUCACAGUGGAUUCAGAAGUGUAAAUAGACAAAUAAAGUUGUUAUGGUAACAUGAAUAAAUGUGGCUUAGACUUAUUUACAAAACACUUUGCAGAUGGCAAUAAGCAAACAUUUCAGUUUAACAGCUGCCAAGGAUCCUUGUUUGAUAACUCUCAGUGUUUUAAUCAGUAGCACUUUGACUAAGCAUAGUUACUGAUUGCGUGGACAGUGGGUAUGAUGGUAGAAGUGCGAUUAGCUUGGAUCCUGUAUGUACAUGUUUGAAACUUGUUCACACUUGCCUUAAUCAAUAUGGGGUUUGUUAGUUGCAGUAAGCGCAUGGGGGGGGGAUUUCCCCCCCUAAUUCAGCUGAGCUAGAGAAACACAUUCAUGACAUUGUAUCUCACGGUCAGUGCUGCCUGUUACUGCAGGGCUUUUCUGGCAGGCAUUUGUUUUGAAGAGAAGAAACUCUUUGCAUUUAGGCUCGAUAUUUGUAGUCUUCUCUGGCUUGUUGUAGUAUGGAUUUUGCUUUUUUGUUUUUGUCUUUUGUCAUUAAUUGUGGAUAUGAACUUGGCAAGGCAUGUGUUUUGUUAGCUCAGCAAGGUCUCCUAGCAGUUUUUAAGAGCAUUUUGCAAGAUGAGGAUUUUCAUAGCUUUUGAAGGAUUUUGUGAAUCUUUUGACAUUUCAUCAGACCAAACUGUACAAGCUGUAAAACUGAUGAUAAAGGAUUAUUUCCACAUUCCACUUUCUGAAGACAAACAAGGCAGACGAUAUUUGGAGUUGAUCUAUGCAGGAGCAAUACUGAAGGACAACUGGAUCCUUGCUGACAUAGGAAUAUCAGUUUCCUCGACUAUUAAAUGUGUUGUUAAGGAAGAAGACAAACCAGCCUUCUAUGUAUACAAUGCUGUAACUCAAGAGAAAGUGCCCAUUAAGGGGAGUAUUUAUCUUCUUGCUACAAAAGUGUCCCUUUUGAAAACACUGGUAACCCUGAAAUGUGGCUUUCCAAAUAGUGUUUAUUGUCUCAGGACUCCAGAGGGCAGGGAGAUGUAUGACUGCAACAUACUGAACGAUUACCAGUUAGAUAUAGGCACAACACUUCGCCUGGAUGUGUGGGAUGGAUGGAAAGAAUUCCUGACUGGGUGCCUCUUAGGAAACAAGCAUACAGUCCAACGCUUCCUGUCUGAUGAAGAACCAGUACUCAAAUAUCAGAAGAGGGUGGCUCUUUACAUGGCAGCAUUUUUUGGGCACCUUGAGCUCGCGGCAUGGAUCCUGAAACAAGGAGUGAGACCCAAUGCGGCUGUGGGUGUUCAUCCCUACCGAGAAUGGUGUCAGGAAACACAUCAUCCAGAUGUAACUAAAUGUCCGGUUCAUGCAGCUGCAGAAGCAGGCCAACUAAUUAUACUGAAGGCCUUUGUCAAUUAUAGUGUGUUGUGCCUAGAGUGCCAAAAUCCAGCAGGGCAAAUUCCUCUGAACAUAUGCAUCAAACACAAGCAUAAGGAUUGUGUGCUAUAUUUAGUUACCAAAAUGUGGUCAGUGGUUUCUUAUCCUAAUUUUUCACUUCCCAUGAAGAUCUACAUUAAAUUAAAGCAGUGGUUGCUUAGGGCUCAGAGUCACAUCUUUACCACGAAAUGGCUUAACCAGGCUGCAGUCUUCAGAACACGAGUGGGGGACACUGUUAUUGUGGAUGGCUUCACAAAGCCGAAAAUGACUUCCAAAGCCAGGAUCAAGGCAGCAGGCAAUACGGACUAUCAGUUACCAAACCUAACUGAUCAAACUCCACAUGAGAGAGAGUCAUGUCCCUUGACAAUUACAAAGGGGAACCAAAAAGUAAUAAAGCUCAAAUUACCUCCGUUGGAAGACACGAAUAAGCUCCCUAACAUACACAGACUUCACCAAAAGAAGAAUAUUAGAAAGAAGGCUGCUCAGCCUAGAAAAGAUGAAAGUAUGGACCAAAAUAUGUGUUUAGCUAAAGUUCCUUUGCCCCCUAUUUCUAGCCUCAGAAAUUCACGCCCUCCUUUCUACUAUUCAACACCUAAUGCUAAAUUGCUCUUAAAUUCCUCCUCUGAGUGUUUCUCAGAACACAAUGGAAGAACUCCAAGAGAUAAUGCAAUCUACUGCUUAGCUAUUGCCAGUGCAUUUAAAGAGAAACCAUGGCUUCAACAACUGGGAAUUGCAAGAACCCUAGCUAAGAAGAGUGUCUGCAAACCUGUAUACUGAUAAAGGCCUGAUUUCAUAUUAAAUGUUUCCAGGAACCUGUAGUUUGGGAAGAAAGCCUAUGUUUGAAUGCUCUAAUAUUAUCAUCAAUGUCCUAUUUGACAAGCAUCCUAAAUUCAAUUUUUUCCACUGACAUAGUACACAGAUAUGGUCAAUGAAGGUAUAUUAACAAUUAAUACAUUACAUGAAGAUAAUGUAUAAAUCAUUAGUGGAUGCUCUGGGCUUCAUCUGUUUCAGAUGUUUGAUCUCUUUAGCUCUAAAGAGAAAAAAGAUUAAAUCAUGUGACAAAAAUAAUUCUGAAAAACUGAAUACAACGUGUAAGGGAAAAAGAAUGACUCAUUAGAUUAGUAUGAACCAAAGGUUUUCAGCAUUGUAUAGCACUACCGUGAGAGGAAAAAUUAGAUCACCUAGGACUAAGCUUUAAUGUGCUAAGCAAAGCCUGUGAGAAUCUCCCAUUGAACCUCUAGUCAUGCUAGCAGACUUCAUCCUCUGGCACUCCCUAGGAGUUUAAAGACCUUCCACUCCUAUAUCUAAAACAGUUUCAAAAUGACUUUGAUUAAAAUCUUUUCUGCAGCUCCUGCGAUCCGGAACAGCCUGCCCUGUGUCUCUCUACCUUAUUGAAUCUCUGUCCCUUUUUAAGUCUCAUCUGCAAAUCUAUCUUUUCUCUCUUGCAUACUUUCUUUCUCUCUUCUAUUGAGAUAUUUAUUUAGGGUUCUCGUUCUGUCACACCUUACUUAUAUGAGUAAUCCUUACUUGUGCAGUCCCAUUGAACUCAAGGGACUAGUCCUGUGUGCAGUAAAUGUGUGAUGAACAGGAGUGUUUGCAAGGCCUUGUCUACACUUGAAAUACUAAGCAGCACAGCAGCAGAGCUUUAGUGUUGAAAUUAAUUACAAUGAUGGGAAGGAUUCUCUCGUUGGCUUAGUUAAUCCACCUCCCAAGAGCUGAUAGCUAGGGCUACAUCGACACUACAGCCAGGAUCCACGCUCUGAGAUCGAUCCACCGGCGGUCAAUUUAGCGGGUCUAGUGAAGACCCACCAAAUCGACAGCAGAUCGCUCUCCAGUUGACCCCUGUACUCUACCCGAGGAGAAGAGUAAGGUGGGCAGACAGGAAAGUUUCUCCCGUCGACCCCACCCCUCCCGUGGUGUAGACCCUGCGGUAAUUCGUCCUAAGGUGUGUCGACUCCAGCUACGUUAUUCACGUAGCUGGAGUUGCGUAGUGUAGGUUGAUUUACCAUGGUAGUGUAGACAUAGCCUAGGUCAACAGAAGAAUUCUUCUGUCACCCUAGUGCUAUCUACAGUGGGGGUUCGGUUGCCUUAACUACAUCACUCAGGAGUAUGGAUUUUUCAUUCCUCUGAGUGAUUUAGGUGGAUUGACUUAAUGUUUGAGUGUAGACCUGGCUUAAGAGACUGGUCUUUAUUGUCUGACCCCAGUCAUUUGAUAUGGGAAAGGGUUAAAAAAAGUUAACACCCUUGUCACAUGACAGGGGUGAUUAUCCACUGACUUGAUCAGCUAAUGUUAGAAUGAGUAAGACUUAUUUGCAUGAGUAAGAGUUAACAUGAUCAGGCUCUAACUGAGACUGUAUUACUUAUCUCUGCAAAGCAUUUUGGUGUACAGAGCCUGACUUGUCUCCCACAGAAAUCAUAGUUUUACCAUUGACUUAAAUGGGAGAAGAACAGGGACCCCAGUUAGUGUGAAAUAUUCUAUUACAUACCCUGUCAGAUGAACUGAAUUAGAAGUACUGUAAAAUACACAAAGAAAAAGGGGUCACACAUUUAAAAUCCUGCCAUUUCAUAAAAUGAAAUCUCCUGCAUUGGCAGGCAUAUGGACUAGAGUGCUUAAUAAAUCAUUUCCAUCUCUCAAAAUGUCCCUGAUAUACAGGUAGCACUUUCAGAUUGAAAUUCUUUCCUGAAAUAUAAAAUGAUAAAAUUGUCUCUGAGGGCAUGCCUACACUGCCUGGCCUGCCUCAGACUAUGGGGCUGUAAAGAAUAGUGCACACCAAAGUGCUGUGCUAUAACUCCCCCAUGUGGAUGCUGCAGGCACAAGCAAAAAGGUUUCUCAUUUACAUUAAUAUAGUCCUCUUCAAACAGGACUGUGGUAAUAAGUACUGGGAACCUUGUUCCCACACUGUCUGCACAGGAGAGUUACAGCACAGGACUUAGGUGCGCACUGCUGUUCACAGUCUCGUAGUCCGUACUGCAGGGCAGUGUAGACAUGCCCUGAGAUAGUAUCGUCAGUGGUUCUGUGGGAAGCAAGAGUAACAAUGCGUAUGUGUGUCUUCCUGUGUAUUUCUUCUCUGCCCCCUCACUCUUAUGAGAGAAAAGAUGGACAGGUGAGCUAUUAAAUUAACAACUGGAAUAGAUUUGUUGGUCUAGCAACUGAUUGCACUGUAUGUUGCCUGUGAUUUUUGACAUCUCAGUAUUCUUCUCAACCAAUGUCAACAUGAAUCUCACACACAAAAUAUAAGAUUGUUUUUCUACAGAAUUGUAAAAAUAAAAAUGAUUACAAUGUA
Chrysemys picta bellii (western painted turtle) is the source of this 5660-nucleotide messenger RNA. RefSeq names its product ankyrin repeat and ubiquitin domain containing 1 (gene ANKUB1). NCBI's taxonomy places the organism in Eukaryota, Metazoa, Chordata, Testudines, Emydidae. The record is from RefSeq and is a predicted model, not a curated record. Gene Ontology annotation, molecular function: protein binding.